Messenger RNA from Dovyalis caffra, 588 nucleotides. Lineage: Eukaryota; Viridiplantae; Streptophyta; Magnoliopsida; Malpighiales; Salicaceae. The record is from the annotation of a GenBank genome assembly.
AUGGCUACUGUACUCGAAUCUUUCACUGUUCCUCCUCGCUUUUCUACCACCUUCUCUAAACCUACUACAACUGUCGCUGCUUUUUCUUCGCCUAUUAAUCGGAGAUCGCUUCGCUUGCCACAUGUCAAAGGCCUUAAGGUUACCUCUAAUUCGUCGACUAUAAAUCGAUCUCUUGGAUGGGCGAGUCAGAGUAGUUCUAGACUCGCUCGUGGUGGAAGGAUCGUUUGUGAAGCGCAGGAGACUGCUGUCGAAGGAAUUGAAGUCAUUGUUCAAGUGCCUGCUGUUACUGACGCAACAUGGAAAUCGCUUGUGCUUGAAUCGGAAUCCCCUGUUCUGGUUGAAUUCUGGGCUCCAUGGUGUGGUCCCUGUCGGAUGAUUCACCCAGUAAUCGAUGAACUGGCAAAGCAAUAUGCUGGAAAGCUUAAAUGUUACAAAGUUAACACUGAUGAUUGUUCUUCAAUUGCGACACAAUAUGGGAUUCGAAGCAUUCCGACUGUUAUCAUCUUUAAGAAUGGUGAGAAGAAAGAGGCGAUUAUCGGUGCCGUUCCCAAAACUACUUUAACCACCAGCAUUGAGAAAUUCUUAUAA